Messenger RNA from Metarhizium album ARSEF 1941, 1260 nucleotides. RefSeq names its product Monooxygenase, FAD-binding protein. Lineage: Eukaryota; Fungi; Ascomycota; Sordariomycetes; Hypocreales; Clavicipitaceae. The record is from RefSeq and is a predicted model, not a curated record. The coding region runs from base 1 to 1260 and encodes 419 amino acids. Gene Ontology annotation, molecular function: FAD binding. The transcript has a single exon.
AUGCCCGAAGAACCACUGCGCAUCCUCAUCGUGGGAGCGGGCAUUGCCGGACCGGCACUUGCGUUCUGGCUCCAUCGUCUCGGCCACGCGUGCACCAUCCUGGAACGAUGGGACAGCCCGCGUGUCGGCGGCCAGCAGAUAGACAUUCGUAGACAGGGCAUCGAGGCCAUCAAGCGCAUGGGCAUCACCGACGACGUUCGCAAACACGUAGUCGACGAAGGCGGAUUCAGGAUCGUCGACGACGCGGGCAAGCCCAUCAUCUUUUUCCCCAGAAAAGAGGCCGGAAGCAAGCUGCAAGGCUUUACGAGCGAAUUCGAAAUCAUGCGCGGCGACCUGUCCAAGAUACUGCACGAAAAGACCAGAGGCACGGCCACGUACCGCUUUGGCCUGUCGGUAGACGAGUUCGACGACACGGGAGACGUGGUCAAGGUCAAGCUGUCCGACGGCAGCGAGGAGGAAUACGACGUGCUCGUCGGCGCCGACGGCCAAGGGUCGCGCAUCAGGCGAGCUCUGCACAGGGACCAAGGCGGCGACGACCGCUUCCUGCGACACUUGGGCCUCUUCACAUGCUACUACACGGUGCCGCGGACGCCAGAAGACGAGAACGUGGCCACUGGCUACUCGGGCAACCGGCAACGACUGGCCUUCACGAGGUGGCACAGCCCCGACGCGGGCCAAGCGUACCUCAUGACAAUGUCGCACGCCGCCGACAUCCAGGAGGCCCUCAAAGGGGACGUGCCCGCGCAGAAGAAGGCCUUUGCCGACGCCUUCAAGGACCUGGCGUGGGCCCAAGUCCCGCGCCUGCUCGACGCCAUGGACACCACGCCCGACUUUUACGCGCACGAACUCAUCCAGGUUCGUCCCAAGGCCUACUUCAAGGGCCGAGUCGUGCUCCUCGGCGACGCGGGGUUCUGCCCUUGUGCGUUGACGGGGAUGGGCACCUCGUCGGCCCUGGUGGGCGCCUACAUACUCGCCGGGGAGCUUGGCCGGAACGGGACCGACGUCAAGGCCGCGUUUGCGGCGUACGAUGCCGCCAUGAGGCCGUGGAUCGACAAGGUGCAGGCCCUGAACGUGCAGGUCGUCAAGUGCCUGUAUCCGGAAUCCAGGGCGGCGGUGCGCAUGACUCGUUUGGUUCUGGGACUGGCGUACCGGCUCAACAUACACAAGUUCCUCCAGAACCGCUUCAUGGCAAAUCAGAAGCAGGACGAGUGGGAUAUGCCCAGGUACGAAGAGCUGCACAGACCCGAGGGCGGAUCUUGA